GAACCCCACAAUACAACCACAACAACUAGAGGAAGAAAAAAAAAUAGAGAAAAAAUGAAGCAAUAUGUGCUGGUUCACGGCGGUUGCCAUGGCGCGUGGUGCUGGUACAAGGUCAAACCGGUGCUGGAAGCUUCAGGACACCGUGUGACUGUCGUGGAUCUAACGGCUUCUGGUGUCAACAUGAGCAGAGUGGAAGAGAUUCAGUCUCUUGAGGAUUACACCAAACCGUUGCUUAAGGUUCUCGAGUCUUUUGGCUCAGAUGAUAAAGCCAUCCUCGUAGCUCAUAGCCUGGGAGGACCAUCGGUUGGUCUUGCAGCCGACAUGUUUCCUAGUAAAAUCGCCGUUGCUGUUUUUGUAACGUCGUUCAUGCCGGACAUAACGAAUCCACCUUCUUACACUUUUGAAAAGUGUCUAGAGAGUUUUACGGAAGAAGAAAGUUCAAACAUGGAGUUUGGGACAUACGGAACACAUGAACGUCCUCUAACGUCUGUAUUUCUUGGAACCAAGUUCUUGGCCAAGUACAUGUACCAACUUUCACCUGUUGAAGAUUUUGAGCUGGCCAAAAUGUUGGUGAGAGUUGGACCGGCAAUUACCAGUAACCUGACGGGGACCAAAAGCUUAACCGAGGAAGGAUAUGGUUCGGUUGCUCGUGUGUAUGUCACAUGCGGAGAAGAUAAAAGUUUAACCAAAGAAUUUCAGCGAUGGAUUAUAGAGAAUUUUCCGGUUAAAGAAGUGAUGGAGAUCAAAGAUGCAGAUCAUAUGCCAAUGUUCUCCAAGCCACUUGAGCUCUGUGACUGCCUAUUCAAGAUUGCUGAUAAAUAUGCAUAAGCAAACCUGAGAAUAAUAUCAUUAUUGUCAUUAUAUUUAGUUUAAAAUAAAAUAAAAUUCCACCACCAUGAUAGACUACACGAUCAUGGGAUGGAUGAUCAUAUGAAUAAGAUUACUACAACAAAAACAUUUUCCAAAUGAUAUGAGUAAGAUGAUACACUUUUGUGCCC
Brassica napus (rape) is the source of this 998-nucleotide messenger RNA. RefSeq names its product methylesterase 9. The record is from RefSeq and is a predicted model, not a curated record. Lineage: Eukaryota; Viridiplantae; Streptophyta; Magnoliopsida; Brassicales; Brassicaceae. Gene Ontology annotation, molecular function: methyl indole-3-acetate esterase activity; methyl jasmonate esterase activity; methyl salicylate esterase activity. Bases 55 to 828 code for a protein of 257 amino acids. Gene Ontology annotation, biological process: salicylic acid metabolic process; jasmonic acid metabolic process. The transcript has 3 exons.